AUGAGUAACGGUUGCAAUUUUGUGUACACCCUGCCCGAGUAUGUGCUUGAUCGAGUCGUAAUCAUAAACGGUAGCCAUGAGCAUCGUGUUAGUGGAUUCAAAUUGGCCAAAGCCAGUGAUUACUUCAAACGUCAAUUGAUUGAGCUACGUCGAGGAGAGCUUGAGAAGUCGCGAGUUCGAGAGGAGGAGGAUGAGAAGCAAAAACACUCCCGACGGGCUCGUGCUCGAAGUCUGUGUGAUCUUCAAAUAGAGCCACUUCACGUUAGUUAUGACGAUUUAAGUGGAUUUGAGAUUAUGCUCUCCUUUACUCAUUGUUCCGAGGAAGCAAGGAAGGAUUUGACAAACGCCUUGGAUAGUCAAAAACUAGUCUCUGUGUUAAAAGCGGGAACUCAUUUUGAAGUACCAGAUUUUGUUGAGUACUUCAUUGAUGCUAUGAAAGAGAAGUUAUCAACCAGCAAUGUUUGGACCUACUGGACCGCUUUGGAGCCAAUAUCUGCAAUUGCACCCGAUGUGGCGAGCCACUGCCGAAAUUUUUUGCUUGAUCACUUCCUCGAAACUUGCAUAUACAAUGAUUUUAUUUUACAACCAUUUGAAAGAUUGGAACCUCUACUGCGUGAUGAUGCAUUGAAUACCUCUAACGAACUAGACCUGUUUCGGCAACUAGAAAGGUGGGUAAUGGCCGAUCCAUCGGAGCGCUGCAUCCACCUCGGUGAACUUCUUGGAAGUUUGCGACUGGGUCGAUUGAAUCCAAAUGAAUUUAAUCAACUCAAGGCUAGUGAUCUUAUCUCGAAAUAUUCGGAUUGCUGCUGUAAAGUUCUAAACAUUGCCGAGUCCAUUAUUGAAUCGAACAGCACCAGUUCCAGUCCAACAAUUCAGCAGCCAGGAGAUGAUGUAGAAAUGCACGCUUACUUGAAGCGACCUCGUCUUCCACAUGCAGCCAUUUUUGUAGUGGGGGGCUGGGAGGGAAACCAAGACGAUCCCAAUUUUGGUCCGUCUCGCGCAAUUCAGGUGUACAAUUCACGAAGUAAUACUUGGCGUCGGAUAAACAGUGAUGGAAUAGCUCUUGACGAAGGUCAUGCCUAUUCGGGUUGUGUACUGUAUAAAAAUAAGAUUUACAUAAUUGGGGGAUACAUAACCAGCGGACCUACUCAGAUGCUCAAAGUACUUGAAUUGGCGACAGGGACGUGGAAGUACCUCUCUCCAAUGCAUGAAAAGCGUAACUAUAUAUGCGCCUGCCUUCUCGACAAUGCUAUAUACGCAUUGGGCGGUCACAAUGGCCGGCAUCGCUUGAACACCGUGGAGCGCUAUGACCCGGAACAGAAUAACUGGACUUUUGUAUCACAGAUGCGGCAGGUGCGGAGCGAUGCUGGAGCUGACUCUUUGAACGGGAAGAUCUACGUAUGUGGCGGAUUUGAUGGGCACCACUUUUACGAUUCGGUUGAGUGUUAUGAUCCAAAAGUGGACCAGUGGACUCUUUUGGCUCCGAUGCAAAACAUUCGGAGUGGUGUCAGCGUGACAGGCUUCAACAAUUGUCUCUACGCUAUCGGUGGAAAUGAUGGUCUGCAACGGUUACGAACAGUCGAACGAUAUGAUCCAGAAACUAAUCAGUGGCAAACGAUGCCCUCGAUGAUUCGCCAGCGCAGCAACUUCUGUAUUGUUUCAAUGGAUGAUAGCAUAUAUGUGAUGGGAGGAUGGAGCGACGAAACGAAUUCGACAAUAGCUCUUGUCGAAAAGUGGAUUCCCGGAAUGCACAAUUCCUGGGAGCAAGUAAAGGAACUUCAUUUACCAGCCAGUGCCAACUGUUGCUGCGGUAUAAAAGGCCUUGAAGUAAUAAAAGACUUUCUCUGA
Molecule: messenger RNA, 1848 nt
Organism: Hydatigera taeniaeformis
Lineage: Eukaryota; Metazoa; Platyhelminthes; Cestoda; Cyclophyllidea; Taeniidae
Source: the annotation of a GenBank genome assembly